This is a messenger RNA of Eucalyptus grandis, 4582 nucleotides long. RefSeq lists its product as uncharacterized. NCBI's taxonomy places the organism in Eukaryota, Viridiplantae, Streptophyta, Magnoliopsida, Myrtales, Myrtaceae. Gene Ontology annotation, molecular function: helicase activity. The record is from RefSeq and is a predicted model, not a curated record.
UCGGAAAGGCAGACAUCUUGCUUUGAUUCGCACUACUGGGGAACGAUGGGGAAAAGCCCGCAUGGCAAAGCGACAUGCAUUGUGCAACCAGCUUUAGCAUGUAAAGUUUUAGCGAAAGGGAGUUCGAGGAGACCGAGACUUUCCCCCUAGUCAUCGCCAUCAUCAGAUUCCCCUCGCCCCCCCUUUCACACUGUGCCCGCCGUCACUCGCCGAUCGUCUUUUCUAAAAUGCUCGUCCCUAGGACGGGAUUGAUUCUCAGGUGUUAAAGCUGCUCGCUUCUUCAUAUUUGCUCUCUCAAUCUCUCGUUUGCUCGGGAAUUCUCAGACAUAUUCGUCGUCGUCGACGGGGAAGUAAGGAUUUCUAUGGCUUCAGAGAUGGGUGUGGGGCUGGCCAUGGAUUCUACAGAAGGUCCGGAGGCUGGUUCUGGCAGGAAGAAAGACAAGCCCGCUGACCUGACUAAAAUUAUCUUCUCUUGGUCUCUUCGAGAAAUCUUCAAUACCAAUCUCUACAGGAACGAGGUGAAGAGCAUCCUGGAGUCAUUUCAAUCAGUUGAGCAAUACUUUGCUUCUUAUAUCUUUCCUUUGCUAGAGGAAACACGAGCCAGUCUCUGUUCGAGUAUGCAGAAUGUAUCUAGACUGCCUUUCGCGAAAGUCACUGGGUUUGUUGAAGGCGAGAAGAAUGUUUACCAUGUGGAAGUGGACUACUGGAGAAACAGGGCCACUGACAAUGGCAAGGAACCUUACAAAACUUUGCCGGGGGAUGUUUUGUUGUUAACUAAUGCUGAGCCGGAUGCUGUUCCCAGCUUUGAUAGGUUUAAAGGAAGAUGGGCAUUUGCAUCGGUCGCUGGAAUUGUAGAAGACGAGGAUGGGGAUCCUCAAACAUCAACAAGGUUCAUAGUCAAGGCAUUUUUGGACAAUGAAGUAUUUGAUGAUCCUGCAUGGGAGUCAAUUUAUGCAGUUUUUUUGAUAAAUGCGGUCACUAACAUUAGGAUAUGGAACAUGCUACACCGAUUUGGGAACUUGAACGUUGUAAGGGAAAUUCUCUGUACGGAUUCAGCGGCUGAAAAAGAUUGCAAUCUCUGUAUUACUCAAAGUCAUGGCUCUGGGCAUGGGAGUCUCAAUAAGAACUUGUUUGGUAGUCUGAAUGAAUCCCAGACAAAAGUUGUUCUGGCUUGUCUUGAUACAAUCAAGAGUGAACACGGGUCGGCCGUGGAAAUUAUACAGGGUCCUCCAGGGACAGGGAAGACCAAAACUGUCGCGGCACUGCUCUUUACUCUCUUGAACAGGAAACACAGAACCCUUGUUUGUGCUCCAACAAAUGUUGCCAUCAAGGAAUUGGCGUCUCGUGUUUUGCAGCUGGUGAAACAGUCGGUUUGCACAAACUCUCAUGGGGAACGCUUGCUCUAUAACUUAGGAGACAUGCUCUGUUUCGGGAACAAGGAGCGGAUGAAAGUAGAUUCAGCUAUGGACGAAAUAUUCUUGGAUCAUCGCGUUGAUUGUGUCGCGCAGUGCUUUUCCGUACUCACGGGUUGGCAGCAUUGUCUACCUUCCAUGAUUGAUACUCUCAAUGACUGUGUCCGCCAAUACCACAUUUAUCUGGAGAAUGAACGCUGGAUUACAUCAAAGCCUAAUGGUAAUGAUGUUGCAAGCAAAUGUAGAAGCAGCAAAAAGGAAUCCAAACCUAAAUUUCAAUCAUUUCUGGAAUUUUUUAAGCACAGAUUCAGGUCAAGUGCGGAGUCUCUCCAAAGAUGCUUCUCUAUCUUAUGCACCCAUAUAUCCAAAAGUUACCUUUUGGAACAUAAUUUCCAGGAUAUUAAGUCCCUUCUCAUCUUACUUGAUUCUUUUGAAGUUUCUAUAUAUAGAGAGAAGUUGGAUUCCAGAAAGUUGAAGGAAGCAUUUUCAUCAGACCCAUCUUCAUUGAAAGCACGCACAGAUCCACUAUAUACAUCAUUGUCGAUAAAGAGACGUGAAUGUCUCUUUUUGCAAACUCUUAAUAAGUCUCUUAGAAGGCUAAACCUUGCACCAUUUAUGAGUAAGCAUAAGAUAGCUGAGUUCUGUUAUCAAGCGGCUUCCUUGAUUUUCUGCACUGCCUGUAGCUCAUAUAAGCUCUACAACGUGGAAAUGAAGCCUGUCAGUUUAUUGGUGAUUGAUGAGGCUGCGCAGUUGAAAGAAUGCGAGUCAAUAAUUCCGCUACAACUUCACGGUGUCAGGCAUGCAAUUUUAGUUGGGGAUGAAUGUCAGUUGCCUGCUAUGGUUGAGAGCAAGCUUUCUAGCAAGGCUGGCUUUGGAAGGAGUCUCUUUGAAAGGUUGAGUACUCUGGGUCAUCCAAGGCACCUUCUAAAUAUCCAGUACAGGAUGCAUCCUGCGAUAAGUCACUUUCCAACAUCAACUUUUUACAAUAACCAAAUUUGGAAUGGGUCGAAUGUUACUAACAAAAGUUACAGAAAAUGUCAUUUGCCAUGGCCAAUGUUUGGCCCGUACUCCUUCAUAAAUAUUGCUGAUGGAAGAGAAGAAGCCGGGGAUGGUGGACGUGGCUUUAGAAACUAUGCUGAGGUUGGAGUUGUCUCAAUGAUUUUGAGUAAUCUAUACAGAGCAUGCAAAUCUUCAGGCGAAGAUCUAAGUGUUGGCGUGAUAUCUCCAUAUAGAGCUCAGGUUGCUGCAAUACAAAACAAAAUUGGAAAAAGAUAUGAGAAUAUCAGAGGCUUUACAGUGAAAGUGAGGUCAGUGGAUGGGUUCCAAGGGGGUGAAGAAGACAUCAUAAUAGUAUCCACCGUGAGAUCAAACCCUCGUGGUUUUAUCGGUUUUGUUUCUGACACUAGGAGAACCAAUGUGACUAUCACCAGGGCAAGAUAUUCUCUUUGGAUUUUGGGGAACAAGAGAACGCUGACUAGAAGUAAAUCUAUAUGGGAAGCUUUGGUUCAUGAUGCUAAGGCCCGUGGAUGUUUCUUCAGCAUUGAUGAUGUCAUAGCCGCUUUAAAAGGGAAGAAUAAUCAGCUUGAUGAUCGGAGCUCAAACUGCUCUGAGGAUGCCAAGUGCCGAGAAUGUUCCACCAGUACUGAUGAAGUUAAAUCCAUUUUGGAUGGGAAGAAAGAGAAUAUUCAGCUGGAUGAUCCGCUCGGUGGCAAUAGUUUCCUAUUUAGAAAUGCUCAGUGGAGGGCAAAGUGCUCUCAGGAUGCUAAGAGCCAAGAAUGUUCCUCCAGUACCGAUGAAGUUAAAUCCAUUUUGAAUGGGAAGAAAGAGAAUAUUCAGCUGGAUGAUCCGCUUGGUGGCAAUAGUUUCCUAUUUAGAAAGGUGCGGUGGGGGGCAAAGUGCUCUCAGGAUGUUAAGAGCCGAGAAUGUUCCUCCAGUACUGAUGAAGUUAAAUGCAUUUUGGAUGGGAAGAAAGAGGACGUUCGGCUCGAUAAUCCACUCAAUGGCAAUAGUUUCCUAUUUAGAAAUGCUCGAUGGAGGGUAAAGUGCUCUCAGGAUGCUAAGAGCCGAGAAUGUUCCUCCAGUACUGAUGAAGUUAAAUGCAUUUUGGAUGGGAAGAAAGAGGACGUUCGGCUCGAUAAUCCACUCAAUGGCAAUAGUUUUCUAUUUAGAAACGCUCGGUGGAGGGUUUUCUUCGCUGACAACUUUGUGAAGUCUUUCAGAAAGCUGACGUCACUUAGGACCCAGGUGUCGAUCAUGAACCUCUUAUCAAAACUUGCUGGUGGCUGGAGACCUGAGAAGAGUGAUGCGGGUUUAAACCCUAAAAGCUGUUCUCAUAUGGUGAAGCAAUUCGAGGUCGAAGGUCUCUACGUGCUGUGCACUGUCGAGAUAAAUACACUUAAGGAACCGAGAUACAUCCAAAUCCUGAAGAUUUGGGAUGUAUUGCCCUUAAGGGAUGCGACGACAAUGGUCGAACGUCUCGACAGUGAGUUCAAAGCAUACGCAGACAAUUGCAUUAGUCGCUGUGACGAGAAAUGUCUUGAGGGGGAUCAGAUGGUUCCAAAGACAUGGGAUUCUCCUUCUCAUGGUAUUGCUCGUUUCUGCAGUCUGGAUCAAGUUCAAGCGGGGAGCGGUUUUGGGGCCGAUCUUUUGAAUCCUGGAUCGAGUGAGAGCCUGCUUUCAAUGAGAUUCCACCCCUCAUCAACAGAUGUUGUCAGGCACUUGUUUUCGGAGGACGACGAUAGCGAAGCAGAUCUCGCAUCUGAAGUAACCAAGCUAAAUCAAGAGAUGAGUUCUCAAUUUGGUGAGCUUCGUAUCUGAGUAAUAACCCAUGUUGUUCCCUCCUUCACAGGGAGGUUAUGACAAGCAGGGAAAAAUACGUGCCGGUUAUUAUCGAGAAGGUGUAAACCUUUUUAAUUGUUUGUGCUCUCCUAGUUUUAUGCCUGGAUUUAUGUGGUUGAUUUAACAGCAUAGAAUUUUCGAUUCAAGUGGCAUAGCUAUGAAGUAUUCCUGCCUCUGCAUGAUUAUGUAUACAAAAUGAGGUGACGUGGCCAAUGUGAGAUUGUGAAUUCAAAGGCGAGAUUACAUAGCUUAUAAGCCUUGAUCCUCCCCAUUUAAGUUCUAGUUCCGCAUUAAUUAAGAUGAAUGGUAAGCAUGAAAAAGAUUUUUCUUUU